Sphaerulina musiva SO2202 is the source of this 2452-nucleotide messenger RNA. RefSeq names its product Di-copper centre-containing protein. Bases 1019 to 2197 code for a protein of 392 amino acids. Gene Ontology annotation, molecular function: oxidoreductase activity. The record is from RefSeq and is a predicted model, not a curated record. The transcript is spliced from 2 exons. Lineage: Eukaryota; Fungi; Ascomycota; Dothideomycetes; Mycosphaerellales; Mycosphaerellaceae.
GUCUGAAUGUCUCGCAUCGACCACGGAAAGCAGGUUGGCCAUGGCCGCCAUGCAUCUCACGACACCGACCGCCAUGGCUCUCACGGCAGUGGCCACGGGCAAUUCGGCAGCCAGCAAUAGCAUUGUCUGGUGAACUACACAUUGAUUGCAUGCCGACCGACCACUCAAAUGCAAGCGCCAUCACAGCCGACCUCCGCCAAUACUCGCACUUGUGGACCUGUGGAUCCGCCCUUGCUUCUUGCUUGGGAUAAACGCCGGUCUGCUAAAAAAGGAGGAAACAAAAAAAGAAGCGAUGUGGUGGAGCCCGCGCGAGUCUCUUCGACUUCGAGUCGUCCGCUAUCUCCUACUGGGGCCUUGCCUCGCGAACAUGAGUUCGGCGCGUGGCGUGGCUUCUGGCAUAUGACCUGUCCGCCCCCGAUCGUCAGCGCAUCUGCAAGUGGCCUACUCCCACGCGGCGGCCGGCACAGGCGACGUCCACGAGCCUCGCGACCAGUGUGGACCCUGCGCUGCGGCCAAAGCAAUCCAGACGUCUUCUGUAUUGAUUUCAAUACACCGCUAGCCACUUUCGCACUCGCCUCGCGUUGGUGUAACGAUGGGACGACUCGAAUAGAAAGGCUUGUCUAAACAUCCUGGUGCCAUAUGCAGGAAAGCCCGUCUGGCACCGGAGCAAUGGGUUCACUCUUGCCUGCCAUCACGCAGUGUGCAAGGAAGCCGGCGACGGCGUGUAAGGAGGCAGUGCUUGAUGAGCUGUGCUCGACGGCCAUUCGACGAUGCGCGCCCACUGACACACCCAAUAGCUUGGCCGACUACUGAUUGCUCGACACGCACUACUGUUCAUAGACGAGCCAGCGGUAACGAACAUCCACUUGGUACUAUAUUUUCUUCUGACCUCCAACUGUGCGCAGGUUCUCGCAGUUUGCCACGCUCGUUCAGCCCUUCUUUCACAUAUCACUCUCGUUUCAUCAUUUGAAAGAUUGUCCCUUUUGGAUACUUUGGACUCUUUCAACCUCUAAUCAUAAUGCGUUUUGCGACCACUGUGGCUUGUGUGGCCACUGCAGGCUUAGUCGCUGCACAGGCUCCAAGCAUCAGCGACUAUUCUGCUCAACAGAUCGCAAGCGGCGAGGCCUGGCGAAACAUCUCAACCAUCGCCGACGAGUCCAUGCAGUCUAACAUCGGCUCAAGGUCAAACGCUCAGUGCACAUACGAAAAUGCCGCUGUCAGGCAAGAAUGGCGGACUCUGUCACCGGAAACUCGCAAAAGCUUCACCGAUGCUGUCACAUGCCUCCAAAACCACGCACCUACGCGGAUGACUGCUGCAGAAGCUCCCACGUACCCUGGCGUCAAAUCAAGAUACGAUGAAUAUGUCGCUACCCACAUCAAUUACACGUUAAACAUUCAUGACACUGCCGACUUCUUUGCUUGGCAUCGUGCCUUUAUUCACUUUAUGGAGCAAGACUUGAUCAAUCUCUGCGGCUACACUGGAGUAAUGCCAUACUGGAACUGGGCGGAGGAUGCCGCUGCUCCGCAAGACUCUGCCUUGUUCAGCGGAGAUGCAUACAGUAUGGGGAGUAAUGGAAGGUACAUUGCCGGUCGCUCAGAUACCUGGCUGGCGCAGCAAGACGUGACCUAUUCUCCCGGCACGGGAGGUGGAUGCGUUGAAUCUGGCCCGUUCAGCGAAUACACUGUCAAUCUAGGACCUCUCGGUCUGCCCAACUACGAUAAUGUCGACACUCCGUUCCAAUACAACCCGCACUGCUUGGAACGUGACAUCAACCCUUGGUUUUCGACGCGGUACAAUACGUAUGAGAGGUUGACAUCUGUGGUGCUCGACUACAUCUACAUUGAGGACUUCCAAUGUCAAUCCCAGGGCAUGUGUGGCGACAACAAGUUUGGUGUCCACGGAGGUGGUCACUGGCAAACCGGUGGAUCCAUGAUGGACUUCUACAGCUCACCUGCCGAUCCUCUGUUUUAUGUACACCAUGCCCAGGUUGACAAAAUGUGGGUCAUUUGGCAGAACCUUGACAUCUAUCGUCGUCAGAAUAUUAUCAAGGGCACUGGGACACUCGGUUGUUCUUCUCCUGACUGUCCAGAAAUGACACUGAACGACCGGCUUCCGUUUGGCCUUGUCGCUGACGAUCAGACCUUUUCUACGCUCAUGGAUAACUUUGCGGGUCCGUUUUGCUACCGCUACGACUAAUUGCGAUCUUUUUGAAAUGCAAAGCCGCAGUGGGAACGAAGCAAUGAAUACCCUCUAGCAUGACACGAUGGUAUUUAUAUGCAUGAAGUGUGAAUUUGAUGUCUCUUGGGUAGUCUGGCGAGUUUUUAAUGCUUGAGAACAAUAACGACAACAGCAGCAGUACCUGAAGCUUUGCAGAGAGCGGCAUUGUAGAUCAGAAUAGAUUGUACAGCAUCAGAUAGACAUAGACGACCAGAUUAUAGCUAUGAUACUGCA